CGGGGUCGUCCUCUUAAACAAGACCCAACAGGGAAAGCGGGAGAAAACAUUUGGACUCUCUUGUUGGACAAGGAGGAAGAGGAGGAGGAGGAGGAGGUGUCUUGUCUGCCCGUGCAUUCUCUCUCGCUCGCUCUUUCUCUGCCUCGCUCUCCCUUUCUCUCUCUCCAUCAGCGAGUCUCCCGCCACAGGAGCCAAGAGUUGCCGUUCCGAGCGCCGAUGCCAAAACGCACACAAGGACCCGGUGCCAAAGGGCCAUUUUUUUUUUUCUGAGCGCACCACUACCACCACCAGCAGCGAAAAGAAGAGGACGGUGCUUGCGGCAAGGAUCCUAAAUUUACACUGACAAGAAAGACGCAUCGCAAACGCAGGAUUUUGCAGCUUUCUGUUUUGGUUUCGGCAUUGUGGGUUGUCACUCCUUUUCCCCCUGCUGCGCGCGUCCAGGUGUUUUUGUUUGCCUCCGAAAGAAGGGACAGCGUGCAGCGUGCAUCCUUCUCGCCCGCCAAACUUGUGCGGCAAUUAUCGAGGAAGAAAAGCAGAUCAAAUCUAAUCCACAUUUAAAGAAGAAGAAGAAGAAAAAAAAGGAGGAGUAAGGGUCCGCUCCAGCCGAGAGCCACCAGCGGACCGACAAGACGGUCCGAGCCGACUCGAAGUGCCGUUCACCGGGCGAUGCCAGAGUAAAUGCCGGGGCGAUGUCCCGCCGCAAGCAGGUGAACCCGCAGCACUUGUCGUUGAGCCACCGGGAGACGGCACCAGCCGACGCCAAUGAUGCAACGGCGAGAUCCCCGUCGCCGGCCCCCGCCGCCUCCCUCCGGGGCCCCGAGGAGCACGACCUGCUGACAUGCGGCCAGUGCCAGACCAACUUCCCUCUGGGGGACAUCCUGGUCUUCAUCGAGCACAAACGCCGCCUAUGCCGCGGGCCGCCACAGGGUGCGCCGGGCUCCUUCUCCGUCAAGCCCGGUGAGGCGGGCGGCGCCGCUAGCAUCCCCAUCUCCCCCCGGGGCCACGCCCUAGAGAUGGGGAGGGGGCCUCCUCUAAUGCCCGUGGAGGUGGGCGUGCAGGUGACGCCCGGCAGGGACGAGGAUGCCCACAGAAGGCUGACUCCGGCCAAAGGGAUCUGCCCCAAACAGGAGAAAGGAGACAAAGACGAGCCAUCCAGCUACAUCUGCACGAGCUGCAAGCAGACCUUCACCAGCGCCUGGUUCCUCCUCCAGCACGCCCAGCACACUCACGGAAUCCGCAUCUACCUGGACAACCAGCUGACCAACUGCUCGCUCACCCCACGCAUGGCUCUGCCGCCCCCGCCGGGCGCCGACGCCCUCCCCCGCUCGCCGCUGCCCACCUUCCUGGGCGACACCAACAACCCCUUCCACCUCCUGCGUAUGGCCGCACCCUUGCUCAGGGAACACCCGCCGCCGCCGGGCUUCAUGGAGACCCGGCUGCCGGCCACCCCGCCCUUUGUGAGCCCGCCGCCCCCUCCCAGGCCCCCACUGGAGCGGCUGGGUCCAGAAGAGAUGGGGCUGCUCUCCCAGCAUCCCAGUGCCUUCGAGCGGGUGAUGCGCCUGACGCCCAUGGAGCCCCCGUCCAUGGACUUCUCUCGGCGUCUGAGGGAGCUGGCGGGCAACACCAACAACAACGGAGGGCCCACGCCCCCCCUGUCGCCCAACCGCGUCCCCCCCAUGCACCGCCUGCUAAGUCCCACGCUCUUCCAGCCGGGCUCCAAGCCGCCGGCCUUUCUCACCUACGGCCCGCAGCCGCCCGCUCCGCAGGGCGGGCACGGUUCCUCCAGUCCCCCGGACACGCAGUCGGCGGGGAAAUCCAAAUCCUGCGAAUUCUGCGGCAAGAUUUUCAAAUUCCAGAGCAACCUGAUCGUGCACCGCCGCAGCCACACCGGAGAGAGGCCGUACAAGUGCCACCUGUGCGACCACGCCUGCUCCCAAGCCAGCAAGCUCAAGAGGCACAUGAAGACGCACAUGCACAACAAGUCCGGCUCCAUGGGCGGAUCCCCUGAGGCGGACAACCGAGGGGACGGAGGAGAGGGCGAAGACAAGCUCCGGGAGGCCGACGGAAGGGUCGUGGGGAUGGACAACGAGGAGGAGGAGGAAGAGGAGGAGGAGGAAGAGGAGGAAGAAGAGGAGGAGGAAGAGCUGAGGAACGGGAGUCGGCCAGAUUCCAACCUAAGCGAAGACUCUCAAGAGUUCAACCCCAACCGGGAAAAUGGGCCCAGGCAGUCUCCCAAGGAGAAGCACCUGGGCGGGGAGCGAGUAGGCGAGAGCGGCGGGCGGCUGGGUCCAGAAGAGAUGGGGCUGCUCUCCCAGCAUCCCAGUGCCUUCGAGCGGGUGAUGCGCCUGACGCCCAUGGAGCCCCCGUCCAUGGACUUCUCUCGGCGUCUGAGGGAGCUGGCGGGCAACACCAACAACAACGGAGGGCCCACGCCCCCCCUGUCGCCCAACCGCGUCCCCCCCAUGCACCGCCUGCUAAGUCCCACGCUCUUCCAGCCGGGCUCCAAGCCGCCGGCCUUUCUCACCUACGGCCCGCAGCCGCCCGCUCCGCAGGGCGGGCACGGUUCCUCCAGUCCCCCGGACACGCAGUCGGCGGGGAAAUCCAAAUCCUGCGAAUUCUGCGGCAAGAUUUUCAAAUUCCAGAGCAACCUGAUCGUGCACCGCCGCAGCCACACCGGAGAGAGGCCGUACAAGUGCCACCUGUGCGACCACGCCUGCUCCCAAGCCAGCAAGCUCAAGAGGCACAUGAAGACGCACAUGCACAACAAGUCCGGCUCCAUGGGCGGAUCCCCUGAGGCGGACAACCGAGGGGACGGAGGAGAGGGCGAAGACAAGCUCCGGGAGGCCGACGGAAGGGUCGUGGGGAUGGACAACGAGGAGGAGGAGGAAGAGGAGGAGGAGGAAGAGGAGGAAGAAGAGGAGGAGGAAGAGCUGAGGAACGGGAGUCGGCCAGAUUCCAACCUAAGCGAAGACUCUCAAGAGUUCAACCCCAACCGGGAAAAUGGGCCCAGGCAGUCUCCCAAGGAGAAGCACCUGGGCGGGGAGCGAGUAGGCGAGAGCGGCGGGGUGGGCAUCAUGCACCCGUACAACCACCUUGACAAUCAUCUCAGACUGAACCCCAACAAGAGGAGCCUCGAGAGACAGCCCAACGGCGACGGCCCCAACGGGGGCGAGCCGGACCGAGAGGGCCAGAGCGACAGGGAGCAAGGCAGGGAGCCGGACGAGCCGGACCAAAGGCCCGUGAUGAACGGCAGGAUCAGCGUGUCCGAAGCCGAGUCCUUCCCGGGACUCUUCCAGCGCCGACCCACGCCCAUCACCAUCCCGAGCCCUUCCAACAACAACAACAAGAGGAUCAAGAUCGAGCGGGAGCAGUUGGAACUCCCGCCCACUCUCCCGCUCAUCUCGCCGGAGAACGUCUACUCGCAGCUCCUGGCCGGGUACGCCGCCUCACGCCACUUCAUCCGGGAGCCCUUCCUGGGCUUUACGGACUCACGCCAAUCCCCCUUCGCCACCUCUUCGGAGCACUCCUCCUCCGAGACGGGCAGCCUGCGUUUCUCCACGCCGCCGGGGGAGCUGAUGGAGGGCGGCAGCGCCUCGGGCCGAAGCGGCAGCAGCACGCCGCACCUCCUGCGAGGGCCGGGACCCGGCCGACCGCCCAGCUCCAAGGACCGGCGCAACGACACGUGCGAGUAUUGCGGCAAGGUGUUCAAGAACUGCAGCAACCUGACGGUGCACCGGCGCAGCCACACGGGCGAGAGGCCCUACAAGUGCGACCUGUGCAGCUACGCGUGCGCCCAGAGCUCCAAGCUGACGCGCCACAUGAAGACGCACGGCCAGUUCGGCAAGGAGGUGUACCGCUGCGACAUCUGCCACAUGCCCUUCAGCGUCUACAGUACGCUGGAGAAACACAUGAAGAAGUGGCACGGCGAACAUUUGAUGGCCAGCGAGGUCAAACUGGAGCAAGCCGAGCGAAGCUAAGCGUCACGCAAACAUCAACGCAUACAUGGACGCGCACUCAUCUGCCCGACGAUCUGCAAAAGUCGAAUGGAGGCGACCGGACUCCUCGUGCGCUGUUCAAUGCGUUUCACAUUUAGUCCAUCGGGCUUCUUCGAUUCUCGACAGAAUCUCGGUCCUUUACCCAAACCUCCCGUUUCGAAUUUAAGGACACGUUUUGGAUUAAAAAUUGAAAUAUCUUGGACAGCUAAGAGGAGGAUCCGGUUGCCUCGAAGCCACUUUUGCAGAUGACCUUUGACCCGGAUGACUGAGAGUCUCCACCGACAUCUUUCCUAUGACUACUUUGAACAAGGGGCAUGGCUGGAUAAUCUCUCUCUUAUGUCGAAAAAAAAAAACAAGACUGAUCGGUGUUUCUUCUUCUUCUUUUUUUUUUUUUUAAUUUGAUUAUUUCUCUUGUCGCCUGAGAAUAUUAAAACUUUUAAACCUUGUCCGGACACCUCUAAGGAUUUUAGGAAUUCCACGGAGCCUUUCUACUGUGCAAUAAUUUGUGUAUUUAUUGGAUUUUUUUUUUUCUUUUUGGUAAAAUUUGGCAUGUGCAGAUACAUCUUGUGUGUUUUUUUGUUUUUUUUUUUAAAUGUGCUCAAAUUUUUUUAAAUGAUUUAAAAAAAAAAAGUUUAAUUUCUAAUCGGAAAUUGGAAAGAAGUCGCCCUUCGGAACAAUGAUAAUAAUCCAGUUUUGUCCUCUAAGGAAAGUUAUUAUCAUGCGAGUGAGUAAAUGAUGUUUUCUAUAUGCCAAGUGCAGCAGCGGACUACAAUCUCGCCCCCCCCCUCCCCCCCCAGCACUGCUCAAUGUCAGCCUGCCAAUAAUUGAUUUUUGAAAAAUUAAUUUAUAGAGGGACAAGGCGCGCUGAAAUACAAGCAAACACAGUUGCUGCGUUUGCUGUCGACCAGGACGUAAAACAAACAAACAAAAAAAAAAAAAAAACAGGUUGCACUUAAUGCUUUCGCCCAUGUAGGAUUGAACCACCAUAUUUAAUAUGUCUGCUUGUUAAGUUAAGACUACUUGUGAUUCAUGUGAGAGGGGAACAGUCCCGUUUAUGUAAAUAUAUUACUUUUUCUGUUAGUUAAAAAAAAAAAAAAAAAUUGAAAAAAAAAAAAAAAAAGAAAAUAUACGCCCCAACUGUUUUCCGAAAGAGGCGGCCUAAAAACAAUCAAGAAGACCAGCUGCUUGUGUCGCCAUUGUGUGUGUGUGUGUGUGUGUGUGUGUGUGGAUGCAUAAAUGGGAGUUAUUGCCUCAGGCCCCUCCCACCUCCUCCCGCCUUCAGCCGCAGGUCAAAUUUAGUUAUUUUAAAUAGUUUCACGUAGGGGGGAAAAAAACAACUCAUUUUAUAUAUUUGCAACAAAAUUGAUUCCAGUUAACGUUUGCGACACCAUUUUGGGAUAUUUACACAUUGAACGCGUCCAAUUGAUUUGUUUUCAAUUAGGAACAGUGUUUUAUUGGUGCAAAAUGUUUUCUGCUUGGCUUAGUAAGUGUCAGGCAAAUCCAACCCCCCCUCCCCACCACCUCCUGUCACUUUGUGGGAACAUUCACAGAUGCCGGGUCAAAUUGAACCAUUUUCAUCAACCGUUAAAAGCGACUGUUCGGUUUCAAACUUCUGCUUCGCUUCAGUGUCCUCGACGAUGACAAUUGGUAAUUUCACCCCAAAAUCAAACCGUUAGUGAUGACACCUUGAAUUAAAUUCACUCCGGGUCAAAUUGACCCACUUGUAAUUGUUGGAAGUCGUUUCCCCGAUACAAAACGUUAAUUUUAAAUAGCUUGAGAAGCGCAGCGGGUCAUUUGA
Hippocampus comes (tiger tail seahorse) is the source of this 5793-nucleotide messenger RNA. It is a transcript of the gene bcl11bb, whose product is annotated as BCL11 transcription factor B b. Bases 690 to 3977 code for a protein of 1095 amino acids. Gene Ontology annotation, biological process: positive regulation of transcription by RNA polymerase II. NCBI's taxonomy places the organism in Eukaryota, Metazoa, Chordata, Actinopteri, Syngnathiformes, Syngnathidae. The record is from RefSeq and is a predicted model, not a curated record. Gene Ontology annotation, molecular function: DNA-binding transcription factor activity; RNA polymerase II cis-regulatory region sequence-specific DNA binding. The transcript is spliced from 4 exons. Gene Ontology annotation, cellular component: nucleus.